Messenger RNA from Endocarpon pusillum Z07020, 1815 nucleotides. Its product is annotated as Autophagy-related protein. The record is from RefSeq and is a predicted model, not a curated record. Bases 1 to 1815 code for a protein of 604 amino acids. The transcript has 2 exons. Lineage: Eukaryota; Fungi; Ascomycota; Eurotiomycetes; Verrucariales; Verrucariaceae. Gene Ontology annotation, biological process: amino acid transmembrane export from vacuole.
AUGGAGAGAGAGGCGCGGGCGCCUGGAAGCCAUGACCCUCGAUACGAAGACGAAGAUCCACGUCCGACAAGUCGCAAAGAGUUAGCAGGAUGGUAUAGCUAUGGAUGGGCAGCGGAGGUCUUCGCCAUUUGCGCCAUGGCUUCCUUCCUGCCAAUUACUUUAGAACAACUUGCGCGCGAUCGAGGAGUUCAGCUUCACGACCAAUCGCUACCAUGCUCUUCAGGUUGGAACACCACUUCUCUUGUCAAAGAUAGAAGCGCUGCUACCAUCCGUGGCAGCUCCUUGUUUCACAGUCAAGAAGAACCACCAGCAUGCGUGGUACACAUCUUGGGCGUGGAGAUCAAUACGGCAAGCUUUGCCAUGUAUACAUUCUCUAUCAGUGUCUUGGUACAAACUCUGAUUAUUAUCUCCAUGUCCGGAGCUGCUGACCACGGUCGAUCUCGAAAGACACUUCUCCUUGCCUUUGCGAUAACCGGCGCCGUUUCUACCAUGCUUUUCUUGCCAGUGGUGCCGAAGGUCUAUCUCCUAGGCGCCCUCCUUGCAAUCAUUGCCAACACUUGUUUUGGUGCUUCUUUUGUACUUCUCAACUCCUUUCUCCCGCUACUCGUGCGCCAUCAUCCUUCUGUGCAACUCCGUCAAGGAUACGGAACACCCCAUGAUUCAGGAUCUGAGCAACUACAUCUCCAUAGAGAUGUCGAGGAGGACGAUGAUCAGUUGUUGGAUCCUUCGAGUGCGCUGCUCCACGACGACGGCCCAGACCUCACAAAACCAUCCAGGACUUCUCCAGCCGCUAUCUCUCCAGAAUUGAAACUGUCCACAAAGAUUUCUUCAAACGGUAUUGGGAUUGGCUACGUUGCCGGUCUCUUUGUGCAGUCGAUCGCAAUAUUGCUUGUUGUUUCCACCGGCUCGAACACGUUCUCACUUCGCUUGGUGCUCUUUGUUAUCGGCAGUUGGUGGCUUCUUUUCACUAUUCCUGCAGCAUUGUGGCUUCGUCCUCGCCCUGGUCCACCUCUUCCGUUAGCGCAUCAAACCUGGCUCAGCUACUUGACGUAUGCCUGGAAAUCUCUCUAUCUAACAAUCCUACGUGCUCGUCAUCUGAGAGACGUCGUUAUCUUCCUUGCUGCCUGGUUCUUGCUGAGCGACGGCAUCGCAACAGUCAGUGGCACCGCAAUUCUCUUUGCCAAAACUUCGCUGGGCAUGAAGCCUUGGGCUCUGGCACUCAUCAAUGUGAUUUCCACCAUUGCAGGCGUAUUUGGUGCUUUUAGUUGGAGCUUCUUCUCUCGCCUGCUCAACCUGCGUGCUUCUCAGACUAUCAUUGCGUGCAUUUGCCUUUUUGAGAUCAUACCGCUUUACGGUCUUUUAGGCUUCAUCCCGUCUGUACGCGACUUCGGCAUGUUUGGCUUGCAGAACCCGUGGGAGAUGUAUCCGCUCGGCGCGAUUUAUGGCUUCGUCCUCGGAGGGCUCUCUUCUUAUUGUCGCAGCUUUUACGGCGAGCUUAUACCUCCCGGCUCGGAGGCUGCCUUCUACGCUCUGUACGCUAUCACUGACAAAGGCUCAAGUAUCUUUGGUCCGGCCAUCGUUGGCGCUAUCACUGAUCACUAUGGGGAGAUUAGGCCCGCCUUUGUUUUCCUAGCAGUUUUGAUCGCUAUGCCGUUGCCACUCAUGAUGUUGGUCGAUGUUGAAAGAGGAAAGAAAGAUGCAAGGGAGAUGGCAGUUGUUCUGGAAGCCAAAGGCUUCGGUCACGACACUCGCAGAGAUGUGGGAUACGAAGCUGUUCCGACUAUCGUUCUUGAAAGCGAAGGGAACGGAAAUUGA